UUUGUGUAGUACGGGGGGGUCCCCGGUGGUCACAGCUCCCCCCACCCCCACGAGUCCGUGUCUCGCUCCGGCUUGGCCGGGCCCGGGCGCGCGCGCGCGGCCACACGGAGGCUCUCUCCCAGGGACGAUGGCUGCCCUUCAUACUGCUCCAGACUCCCCAGCUACCCAGCUGAAGCCAGCAGAAGAUGGGUCAGAAUGUGAUGCUGACCCCGAGGAGGAAGAGGAGGAAGAAGAAGAAGAGGAAGAGGGGAGAGAAGAGGAAGAGGUAGUAGUAGAAGAGGAAGUGGCCACACAGGUGCAGGAAGUGGCGGAGGUGGAGGUGGAGGCAGAGGCCAGGUCAGCGGACAAUGGUGGUGGUGCCGAUGAUGGUGCCGAUGAUAUGGAGGAGGUGCUGGCAGAGGAGCAGACUCUGAGCGUAGGGACCCAGGAGCGGCUCAGCAAUGGUGGUAAUGCCAAGUCACCAGUUCGUCAAGGAAAAGCCCUGCAGACCUCCCAGGUGUCUCCAACUACUCAGGAUAAAGAUGAGGAGGAGGAGGAGGACGAGGGAGAUGAUGAACAUUUCCUGACUCAGGGCCUGGUGACUUUUGAAGAUGUGGCUGUGUACUUCUCUUUGGAGGAGUGGGAGAGGCUGGGUGUGGACCAGCGGGACCUCUACCGGGAAGUAAUGCAGGAGAACUAUGGGAUCCUGGUCUCCUUAGGAUACCCAAUCCCUAAGCCAGACCUGAUCUUCCACCUCGAACAAGGAGAAGAACCUUGGGUUGAAGAUGGCCCCCAUCCCGAGGAAGGAGACGUUGUCACUGGUGUCUACACGGGAGCCUGGUUCUGGAACGAUGACAUAGAGGACCACGAGGAGGAAGACGACGAGGACUUCCUCGCUGAGAUGGCGGAGGAGGAGAACGAGCCCCCGGGGCUAUGGUCUGCUGCCUAUGGAGUGGGGGACGUGCCUGGGACUUGGGGCCCUGACGACUCAGAUUCGGCGCAGACUCCAGAGGGUUGGGAAUCCAACCAGGGUAGCCUUGGCAUCCUGGCGAAGGAGGUUGAAGCAAAACAUUUCCUGUCCAGCCGGGAGCCUGGGGAGAACUUUCUGGUGCCCUGGGCAUUUCCCGCAGUGGCUGUCCCCAUCGGAUGUCCGGAGACCACUUGCGACGUGUGCGGCAAAGUGUUUCCGCAUCGUUCGCGCCUGGCCAAGCACCAGCGUUACCACGCAGCGGUCAAGCCCUUCGGCUGCGAGGAGUGCGGCAAGGGCUUCGUGUACCGCUCGCACCUCGCCAUCCACCAGCGCACUCACACCGGCGAGAAGCCCUUCCCGUGCCCAGACUGCGGCAAGCGCUUCGUCUACAAGUCGCAUCUGGUCACGCACCGGCGCAUCCACACGGGCGAGCGGCCUUACCGCUGUGUCUUCUGCGGCGCGGGCUUCGGGCGGCGCUCCUACUUGGUGACCCAUCAGCGCACGCACACCGGCGAGAGGCCCUACCCGUGCCUACACUGCGGCCGCAGCUUCAGCCAGAGCUCAGCGCUCGCCCGCCACCAGGCUGUGCACACCGCUGAUCGUCCUCACUGCUGCCCGGACUGCGGCCAGGCCUUCCGCCUGCGCGCCGACUUCCAGCGUCACCGGCGCGGCGGCGGCUGCACGGAAGCCAGCAGCGGCGAUGGCGCGCGCAUGGCUCCCCACGACGUGGAGAUGGCUCCCAAUGAGGUGGAGGUGGCAGUCGCGGCUGUAGCCACGGCGGAACCCGAGGAACUGGAGGCCGGGCCUGCAGAGCACGAAGAGCCCGAGGCUGGUGUGGCAGAUGGAGACACCGAGGCUGAAGUCAGACAGGACGAGCAGGUGGUGGUCGCUGCAGCGGCAGAGGCGACUGUCCCCGACAGCAAGAAGGACCCUGAGCCAGAGAGGCGGUUCCGUGAGAUGGGCAACGGCCUGGCUGAGGGCGAAGGGCCUUCCUCGCGCCCGUUCGGCUUCCAUUUCCCUAUGCACCCCAAGUCCUGGCUACACCCGGACGGUUUUCCCAUGCUGGGGUUCCCCGAGUUCUCUGAACGGCUGCAGGCCGAUGGGCGCCAUCUGUCCGGCCCCCUGGGCGCUCCGCUAUCACUACAGGGCAUGGGGUUGGCUUGCGACCCUUUCCGCAGCGCGGGCCCCGGCGCCGGGGCGGAUGGUGGCCUGCGAGCAUUCGCGCCGGCCGCGGGCUCGCUGCUGUCGGAACCGGCGCCUGCCGCGCUGGCGGAGGAGGAGAGCCCGUGGAUCUGCUCCGACUGCGGCAAGACGUUCGGGCGGCGCGCGGCGCUGGCCAAGCACCAGCGCUACCACGCGGGCGAGCGGCCGCACCGUUGCGCCGACUGCGGCAAGAGCUUCGUGUACGGCUCGCACCUGGCGCGCCACCGGCGCACGCACACGGGCGAGCGGCCCUUCCCGUGCCCAGAGUGCGGCGCUCGCUUCGCCCGCGGCUCGCACCUGGCGGCGCACGUGCGCGGCCACACCGGCGAGAAACCGUUCGUGUGCGGCGUGUGCGGCGCGGGCUUCAGCCGGCGCGCGCACCUCACUGCGCACGGGCGCGCGCACACGGGCGAGCGGCCCUACGCGUGCGCCGAGUGCGGCCGGCGCUUCGGCCAGAGCGCGGCGCUAACGCGGCACCAGUGGGCGCACGCCGAGGAGAAGCCGCACCGCUGCCCGGACUGCGGCAAGGGCUUCGGCCACAGCUCGGACUUCAAGCGGCACCGACGCACGCACACGGGCGAGAAGCCGUUCCGCUGCGCCGACUGCGGCCGCGGCUUCGCGCAGCGCUCCAACCUCGCCAAGCACCGGCGCGGCCACACGGGCGAGCGGCCCUUCCCCUGCCCGGAGUGCGGCAAGCGCUUCUCUCAGCGCUCCGUCCUCGUGACGCACCAGCGCACGCACACGGGGGAGCGGCCGUACCUGUGCUCCAACUGCGGCCGGCGCUUCUCGCAGAGCUCGCACCUCCUCACGCACAUGAAGACGCACCGCGGGCCGGGGGGCGCGCCGGCGCAGAACACCUCCGCCAAGGCCCAGGCGCCGGCCAAGGCAACGCCGCCUCUGCCUCCACUGGGCUCGGGCUCGGGCUCGGGCUCGGGCUCGGGCUCGGGCUCGGGCUCGGGCUCGGGCUCGGGUUCGGGUUCGGGCUCCAGCUCCGGAACGCUGCUCGAGUUCGCGGGAGGAACCAGCUUUGGCUCUGAUCCCACCGCGUUCGCCGGGCCCUCGGGAACCUACGAGGAGAGCAUCCUGUGAGGCCUGUCGAAGCGCGGCGUGUCCCCCGGCUCUUCGGCGGGCUGAGGAUUCCCACUCUUGGGUGCUCAGGUCCUUCCCGCCCCAAGCUUCCGAUCUCGCUUGGGUGUGCACGGGCCGCCGCCCUGAUCAAGCCCGAUCCAUCCCUGGAUCUGUGCUGCAGGGGUAGUGGGAUGGCGGGCAAGACCUAUUAGUUCAUCACGGAUCCGGUUCAGGUGCCGUAGAGCCCGGCUGCUUAGGAGUCUGUCACCCGGCUGUCUGGUGCAUUUAGGUUUCUUGGUGGGUUUGACCUCUACCCAUUCUCCCUGUGAGAUUUGGGGACCGUCUUCCUGUCUCUUGAGCGAGUCCAGUAAGUUUUCAGAACCUAGGUCGUGACAGGCAGAAACCUCAAUAGGUCUGGGAGGAGAUGGAGGUACGAACAGGGCUGUAGGUAUUUAUUUCCAUCUCUUAUAUGACCCGAAGAGUGUGGGAGGAGUUGAAAAAGCAAGAUACCAAAUGGGUAGCCAGUUUUGCAGACACUGUCAAGGUCCCUAAGGAGUUGGAAGCCUUAUUCUUUGGAAAUCCUCACUCCAACCCCUAAACACGGGUCUGACAAGGCCUGGCUACAACAUGGAUUUUGGUGUUACCAUCCCCUUUCAGUUUGUUCUCUAGUGGCUGCAAGUAGCACACAUGGAUGUCUUUGGGGUGCCUGGUGUGAGCACCUCCAGACCUAGUCCCCAGACUUUGGUCUCCUAGCAGAUCCCUCCUGUGGAGCAGGUGGCUGCGGAGCCAUGUGCUCAGUCAACCUUUCCACAGCACUGGGGUGGGAUCAGGAAUCCUCCGUCUCGGCCUGUAAUAAGGGCUCUACAUCCCCUGCAAGCCUCGUCACACAGCUUCUGUGAUCACCCUACACUAGGAGCCGGUAGUGUUUCUGCCACGGGUGGGUCCAUGGCCCACAGAGGGAUUGGUGGCUUGCACAGCGGUUGUCCACAUAAGGGAUUGUGUGGAGCUGCGCUCACAGCGCCUUACUAUGCAAGGCCCCUGUCCAGUGGACAGCUAACUUUCCAACCAGGACUGUUGGCAUCCGUGCUGCGGCUCAAGAGGAGCUGCUCCCACCCUCCAUGAAUUCUGGGCCAGUGUGAAUGGGGGCUACAGAAGUGAGAUUUCCACCCAACUGCAUUCCCCUUUAGACCUAGAUCCUUUGUUAUAGUAUAGACAUAGCCUUGGGGCCCAAGAGCUAACAGGCAGGCUGCUAGGUGCUGGGUGGGUAGUCCAUGGGUGGGAAGAGACCCUGGGUGGUGACGGUCAGAACUUAGCCUGACCUGGUGAGGUCGAGUGGGGAGGAAGACAUGAGUCCUCGUUCAGCAGUGGCUAUCUGUCUGUUUUUUCUAUUUCCAUGUCUUCUGGGACAUGGGCUUCAGAACAAGCUAGGGCAGGGUGAUCUUCGAUGGUGCCACCCAUCCCUCUCAGUCUCCAGCCCUUUCCACCCUGCCCCCUCUGCUGUGGACAGGAGGACCUAGCUUUAAUAAAGAUGGAGAAACAA
Arvicanthis niloticus (Nile rat) is the source of this 4760-nucleotide messenger RNA. The record is from RefSeq and is a predicted model, not a curated record. NCBI's taxonomy places the organism in Eukaryota, Metazoa, Chordata, Mammalia, Rodentia, Muridae.